Molecule: messenger RNA, 4200 nt
Organism: Micropterus dolomieu (smallmouth bass)
Lineage: Eukaryota; Metazoa; Chordata; Actinopteri; Centrarchiformes; Centrarchidae
Gene: spire1a
Product: spire-type actin nucleation factor 1a
Exons: 18
Coding region: 230-2608 (792 amino acids)
Biological process (GO): actin filament network formation; cleavage furrow formation; actin nucleation
Cellular component (GO): cell cortex; cytoplasmic vesicle membrane
Molecular function (GO): actin binding
Source: RefSeq, a predicted model, not a curated record
GCGAUGAUGAUUUCCGCUUGCAGCUGAAGUUGAUUGAAACGACGGGCACUGAGACCACGCGGAACGUGCCGUCAGCUAUCUGUCGCUCAACCGUUGCUCUUCGUUCAUACAGAAGAUAUAACUGCUGAUCGAGAGGUUAACGGCUGAUUCUGUGUUGCUGAGUAAAAUAUUAAUACAAUCCCCGUUUGUUUCUUCUCUUUUCACGUUAUGUGGUUACAAUGAUGUGAGGAUGGCCAAGCGACCGGGGACUGACGACGGGAUGUUGCCUUCGCCGACCGCUCUCCGGGAAUUCGCAGCCGAUUUGAACGCCGCGGAUGUGAACAUGGACAGCGGCGACGGGGCCGUUGAGGUGUCCUUGGAAGAAAUCCUGAAACUGUACAGCCAGCCGAUAAACGAGGAGCAGGCGUGGGCAGUGUGUUACCAGUGUUGUCGGACAUUAGCACAGAGGCAGCGGAGGAAAAGCUCCAAAUCUGCCGGAGCUUCUGCGGUCGACUAUCCGAGGAGGAUUGAGGGACCCGGGGAUGUGAGGAUCGGGAGAGACGGGACUAUCAAACUGCACUUUGAAGACGGCACAGAUAAAUACGGAUCGCCCCCAACGUCAUUAGAGGUUAUCGACUCACUGGGUGUCAUGAUCUACAAAGCUUUGGACUAUGGCCUUAAGGAAAACGAGGAGCGUGAACUCAGCCCGCCGCUGGAGCACCUGAUCGACAUGAUGACCAACACCGAAAAAAUUGAGAGUGACCCCUGCCCUGACGAAGGCUAUGAAGCCACAGAGGAGGAGGAUGAGUGUGAGGAAGAAGAGGAGGAAGAGGAGCCCAUCUCUACUACCACCACCAGCUCGGGCAACAGCAUUUGCUAUCGGGACAUCAUCAUGCUGUGUUCUUCCCACCUGCCCAGCCCAUCAGAUGCCCCCAACCAUUACCAGGCUGUGUGUCGCGCACUCUAUGCCGAGACCAGGGAACUAUGCACCUUUCUGGAGAAGAUUAAGAGUGCCAAGGAGAACCUUCGGAAAAUGGAAGGUGAGACUCGGGGGGACCCCGUUAAAGACCUGGAUGAGCUGCAAAAUGCAGAUUGGGCACGGUUUUGGGUGCAGGUGAUGCGAGAUCUUCGGGAUGGUGUUAAGUUGAAGAAGGUUCAGGAGCGUCAGUACAACCCACUGCCCAUCGAAUACCAGCUCACACCGUAUGAAAUGCUGAUGGAUGACAUUCGCUCCAAACGCUACAAGCUGAGAAAAGUCAUGGUGAAUGGAGACAUCCCACCAAAGUUAAAGAAGAGUGCACAUGAGAUCAUUCUUGAAUUCAUCAGGUCACGACCUCCUCUCAACCCUGUCGCAGCCCGUAAACUGAAACCCCACCCACCACGUCCCCGGAGCCUCCACGAGCGCCUGCUGGAGGACAUCAAAGCUGAACGGAAGCUCAGGCCAGUCUCACCGGACAUGAUCCGCAGAAGCCGCCUUGGUGCAGGCAAAAGCAUCAGCACUCCUCAAGACUUGUUCCGCAGCUCAGACACUCCUGAUGCUCUCAGGAAGUUGGCUCUCAGCACGCAAUCUCUGACCAGUGGCACCACAGGACCCAAUCAAAGUGGACUGCAGCCCCUUAGUCAGAGGAAGAGACUGCUCAGAGCGCCCACGUUGGCUGAGCUUGACAGCUCCGAGUCUGAUGAGGAGCCCACACGGAGCAGCUCCAGUAUGUCCACGUCUUUGAUGGAGGACACAUCACCAGAGUCUGUCAUAGGAAAGAAGGCUAUGAGCUCACCUGGAACAUACUCUCCUCCACAGUUCCUGCCUGUCUCUGCCACCCCACAGCCAGACAAGCGUCAGUCUCCGCAGAGGCGGCACUCCAUCGAGAAGGAGGCCCCCACUAGUGUCCGUCCCUUUGCGCCUCCAUCCAGACAGAGCUCCAAGUCUUUGGUGGAAGCUGCCAGUGGUGCUCAGGGCACGGAGGAGUUCUGUUACCCAGCAGAGUGUCUUGCUCUGACAGUGGAGGAGGUGAUGCACAUCAGACAGGUUCUGGUCAAGGCCGAGCUGGAGAAGUUUCAGCAGUACAAAGACAUCUACACCGCCCUCAAGAAAGGAAAGCUUUGCUUUGCAUGUCGAACCAAGAGGUUCUCUCUCUUUACCUGGUCCUACACCUGCCAGUUCUGCAAAAGGCCUGUAUGUUCCCAGUGCUCUAAAAAGAUGCGGUUGCCAUCGAAGCCCUACUCCACCAUGCCCAUCUAUUCUUUGGGCCCCAGUGCUGUUGCUAAAGAAGAGGCAAGUGGAACAUCUGCCCCUGCUGAACCAGAAAAGCACCCAUUUGGGUCUGGACAUAACCGGCACAGCCUACGCAGAAGUGUUUACAAGUUCUCAAAGCACAGCAGUAGUGGCAGCAAAGAUGGGCGGUCACAGGAUGAGCCAGAGCUGCCCAAGGAGCUUACUGAGGACUGGGUUACCAUGGAGAUCUGCGUAGACUGCAAAAAGUUCAUCACAGAGAUCAUCUCCUCCAGCAAGCGCAGCUUAUGCGUGGCCACCAAGCGUGCCCGACUCAAUCGCAAAACCCAGUCUUUCUACAUGUCAUCGUCUAACUCGGCCAACUUCAGGCCCUCUGAGCGCACCAUCAAUGAGGUGUGAAAGGAGGAUUGCCUUAUGCACUUCUGUUCACACCUCUCCCAGAGCGUCUGUGUUCAAUUUAAAAAAAAACAAAGACAAAAGCCCCUCUUAUUCUAAUUUUCACACGGACUGGUUUACUGUGAUGAUGAAGCCAGUCUAUCCCAUCCCAAAGUUAGUAAAGGUUAUUAUACCUUACCCUGUCUCAGGAAAAGUUGGCAUGCUAUUAUUCGUCAUGACAGGUCAGGACUCGACAGUAGCUGCCAGAUAACAAAGGAGAGCCAUGUUUCUGUAAGUCAGUGAUAAUUCAGGACACGGUGGGUGGAUAAAUUAAACUGCUGAUGUUGCUAUUGUGAACCAGGUAAGAGAUCAGAUGAUACCGAAAGCCAAACAUUGCACGUGUAAAUAGUAUAAAGGCCCAUCCAUAAUCUUAGCUAUGAAUACGUUUUCCAGUUCCUGUUUACUUCUAGCACUCAGGAAGAACAACAGAUUGUCUUUUGACAGAAAUGCACUCUAGAUCCUGCUGUCAGGUCUGUUGGAGUAGAUCUUUGCCACUCCCCACCCCCCUCUCUUAUUCUUCCAGCAACAAUUAUGCCAAAUGUUACAUCAUUCAUUUUUUUUUUAGCCAGAUAAAAUGCAUAUUUACUAUUCUCUCAUGCUGUAGGGACGACACGUUGAGGGGUGAGAAUAGUCAAUUAUUUUUCUGGGUGGGUUUUUGCUAUUAGUUUUAAUGUAUAUUCAAUUCUGUGCCUGGUGCCAAAAUGUAACUUUCUUUCUUUGAAUGCCUUUUGUAGUUAUGGACCUAUUGUACAUAUGUGUGAUAAACUCAAUGGACAUUUUAGGGUGAUCCAAGGUUUGGUUUCCUCGCCCUUCCUGUUCCAAGCUGGGCUGUAGAAGCAAAGUAACGUUGGGUUUUGAAUGUGUAAAUGCUGUAUAUCUUAAUUGUUCCAAAUUUAAUAUAAAAAAACUCAACUAAGUAGGAGUAUAAUUUUACCAAGAUUUCUGCCUCUGGAGUUUCUUUAUUUGAAAUUAUUCUUUGAAACCUUUUAUUACUGUUAUUAUGUUUGUGUCAAUGUAAUAAGAUUUUAUUUCUAUUGUGUAGUUUAUAAAUUCCUCAAUGUUAAGACUCUCUUCUAAAUCACACUUUUAUUGGACCAACUUAUUGUUUAUGUUGGGUUUUUGUCUUAAUAAUAAUUUAAGUCUUUGUUUUUCACCUCUUGGGGUCCAAGGUUCCUCAUGAAUGAAUUUGUGUGAAUGUCAGCAGGUUGUUUGUAAGAAUGGAAUAAUGGCAAAAACUAAACACUCCAAUGAGUUGAAUGUAGGCAAUUUUAAACUGUCAUUUAAUAUGCUUUAUGAACUUGUAUUCCCUUUCAAAACACUCCUACACACACACACAUCCAUGUAGCGUGUUUUGUGGCAGUUGUGACCAAAUGAACACAAAGCCUAACCAGCCUGUUUAAAAAAAAAAAAAAAAAAGAGAAAAACGAUGCCAUGUUCCAGUGAAACCGUACACCUGACCAGUUUGAUUUUAGACUUCUGUAAGGAAUGUAUGCAUGCUGUACAGUGAUUGGUUUGUUUUUAUCAAAGAAAUUAUAAUAAAAUCAUCAUGAUUCUUG